AUGUUUUGUAAAAAAUUUUAUUUUGAGGAAUUUGUUCCAUCGAAUGAGCAUGCAGCAGAAAUAAUUGGAUUUAAAGGAUAUAAGAUUAAGAGAAUAUCAAAAGAAACUCACACGUACAUUCAAUGUCCAAGUCCAAAUGAACUACCGAUUUUUAGAAUUUUUGGAGAUAACAAGUUCAGUGUUGAUGUUGCGAGAAUAAAGAUUCGCGAGUCAGCAAUGCAUUUCGAUUUGAUGCGAAAUAAGAAGCGAAAAAUUGAUCUCCAGCCAGGCGAUAAGCUGGAAACGGCAUAUUUUAGGAAGUAUGAUAUUCCUUGUAUAAUUGGAAGGAAGGGUAAACAGAUCAAGAAGAUUAUGACUGCAACAAAUGUGAUUGUAAUUUCACCAGAUACAAAUAAGGAACCGAUUUUUAUUGUUAGUGGUAAGGAGAGGAAUGUUGAAGCUUGUGUGCUUGCUAUGAAGAUUAUAGCAUUUUCGGCUAGUGGAAUAAACUAUUUCUCACGGAAUGAGCUGUUCUUAAUUCAUGAUUUUUUCAACAACAACAUGACUGAAUUUAAUUUUAUGUCCUGCAUCCUCAACAUCGUCAAUGUGAAAAGUUUUAUGCAGAGAUUUUCAUGCUUAAAUCAAAAAAGAAUUUUCCAAAAAAUCCCUGAAAAGUCAUCGAUUUACAAAUGCUGGAACUGUAAAAAUGAAAGCAAUAAAAUAGCAAGAACUUUAUGUCAUCACAUAAUAUCUUGUGAUUCAUGUAUUGCGCAUUUAUAUGCUGAUAUUUAUUUAAAAUGUAAAAUGUGCGGAAAAAAGAUUGAAAACUUUUUGAUUGAGUAUUAUCACGAAUACAGCAUAACAAGUUAUUGA
This is a messenger RNA of Chironomus riparius, 852 nucleotides long. Lineage: Eukaryota; Metazoa; Arthropoda; Insecta; Diptera; Chironomidae. The record is from the annotation of a GenBank genome assembly.